UUUCUUUUACUUUCUUUGAUUCCUCCGCUUCUCUUUUUCAUUUUCAUUUUCAUUUUCAUUCCCCAACCUCUUAACUCUCUCUCGCUGAACAAAAUCAUAUUCAUGGGUUAUCUCUCUUGCAAUGCUGAGUCUGCCAUUAAAACAUGUGAUCCCCACUGUUGGGAUCUCAAGAAAAAAACAAUAACCCGCAAACACACUCUCAGGAAGUUUCACUACAGGGAUCUCGUCGCCGCCACAAACGGUUUCUCCGCCGAUAGUUUCUUAGGCAAAGGCAGCCACGGCAGGGUCUACAGAGCCACCCUGGACGGUGGCAACCUCGUCGUCGCCGUCAAAACAACAAAGCUAUCUUCCAAGCCUACAAGCUCACGGAACCACGCCACCAACUGCACCGGUUGCGGUAACUGUACCAGCCCCGCAGAGAACGAGAUCGAGAUUCUAUCCCAUGUACCAAGCCCUCGCCUCGUUAACCUCAUCGGUUUCUGCACAGACCCAAACGGCAACAAAUUAAUUGUCGUCGAGUACAUGCCAAACGGUUCGCUCCACGAUCUAUUGCAUUCGGCUACUCGACCGCCCGGUUGGACCCGCCGACUCCGGUUCGCUCUCCACGUGGCGAAAGCGGUUCAGGCCCUGCACUCCUCGAACCCACCCGUGAUUCACCGAGACAUUAAGUCCUCCAACGUUUUAAUCGAUGAGAACUGGAGCGCCAGGCUCGGUGACUUCGGCCUCGCGCUCAGGGGACACGUGGAGGAUGUUCGCGUCAAGUGCACGCCACCCGCGGGGACGUUAGGGUACCUCGACCCCUGCUAUCUUGCGCCGGAGGAUCUGAGCGCUAAGAGCGACGUCUUCAGUUUUGGGAUCUUGUUGUUGGAGAUAAUCAGCGGCAGGAACGCCAUCGAUGUUAAUUACAGUCCGCCCUCGGUGGUGGACUGGGCGGUGCCGCUCAUCAAGCGCGGUGACUUCGCCGGAAUCUGUGACCGGCGGAUUGGAACUCCGUCGGAUCCGGCGUUGAUUCGGCAGCUGGCUGUGCUGGCGGUGAGAUGCGUGAGAUCGACGGCGGAGAAGCGGCCUUCGAUGGCGGAAGUGGUGGAGUGUCUUAAACUAUUGAGGAAGAGGAUUCACGCAUCGCGGAUAUGGAACAGUCUGAGGCGGCGCGUGGCGCGUGUGGAGAGCGUGAGGUGGGAAGAGUAUGAUUGUGAUUGCGAUAGGAGUAGUGAGGAAGUUGUGAGGUUAGUGAAGGGUGGGAGCAGAAGGAACAGGAAAGUAUCCAGUGUGCCAGGUGUAGGGAAUGACAGUGAACCCAUCUCCAAUAAAGUGGUGAGGUCCAAAUCCAUUGGUCCUGGUUUUGUGUCUGUGAGAGGGAGUGAGAUUAAAAUGCGGUUGGAUUUGAAUCCGGAUCUGGGUGGGCACCCGCAACAAACUGGGUAUGGGUUUGAGAGAAGAAAGGCAAAAAUGGGAGUGAUGAGGCUGAACAAGUCCAAGUCUAUGGGGGUUUUGCAAGGUCCUCUAAUUUUACAUAAUGGCAGUGAGAAUAACAAUAAUAAUGAUCCAAUUCAUUCGGCAAUGUCCAAGUUGGUCACUACAAGUAAGUUGGAGAGGAAAAUGCUUGAAAAACCGUUAGUUAACUCACAUUGGGAGUCUGAGUAA
Messenger RNA from Gastrolobium bilobum, 1644 nucleotides. Its product is annotated as serine/threonine-protein kinase-like protein At1g28390. Gene Ontology annotation, biological process: protein phosphorylation. The transcript has a single exon. The record is from RefSeq and is a predicted model, not a curated record. Gene Ontology annotation, molecular function: ATP binding; protein kinase activity. Gene Ontology annotation, cellular component: plasma membrane. The coding region runs from base 103 to 1644 and encodes 513 amino acids. Lineage: Eukaryota; Viridiplantae; Streptophyta; Magnoliopsida; Fabales; Fabaceae.